Messenger RNA from Nannospalax galili (Upper Galilee mountains blind mole rat), 1025 nucleotides. It is a transcript of the gene Atp6v1g1, whose product is annotated as ATPase H+ transporting V1 subunit G1. Gene Ontology annotation, molecular function: proton-transporting ATPase activity, rotational mechanism. NCBI's taxonomy places the organism in Eukaryota, Metazoa, Chordata, Mammalia, Rodentia, Spalacidae. Gene Ontology annotation, biological process: proton transmembrane transport. The coding region runs from base 93 to 449 and encodes 118 amino acids. The transcript has 3 exons. The record is from RefSeq and is a predicted model, not a curated record. Gene Ontology annotation, cellular component: vacuolar proton-transporting V-type ATPase complex.
GGCUCUCGGCGCUGCGCAGGGUGGCGGGUCAGGUGACCCGAAGGUCUCCGGGGCGAUUUAGGCCGGUGGUAAGGGCCGGGAUCCCAGCAGCCAUGGCGAGUCAGUCGCAGGGGAUUCAGCAGCUGCUGCAGGCCGAGAAACGGGCGGCCGAGAAGGUGUCCGAGGCCCGCAAACGAAAGAACCGGAGGCUGAAGCAGGCCAAAGAAGAAGCCCAGGCUGAGAUUGAACAGUACCGCCUGCAGAGGGAGAAAGAGUUCAAGGCCAAGGAAGCUGCGGCACUGGGGUCCCAUGGGAGCUGUAGCAGUGAAGUGGAGAAGGAGACCCAGGAGAAGAUGACCAUCCUCCAAACCUACUUCCAGCAAAACAGGGAUGAAGUCCUUGAUAACCUCUUGGCCUUUGUGUGUGACAUCCGGCCAGAAGUCCAUGAAAACUACCGCAUAAAUGGAUAGAAGGCAGAUGCCCCUGCUCUGAGCUUGGCAUUGGAAAAUUCCGAAUAGGAAACCUCCAGGAAGCCUGAGCUCUGUACUGAGGAAAGGCUUUGUUAAAUUAUCCCUCUACCUUGUAGUCUGUCCUGUCACUUUGGAGAGUAGCAAAUCCAGCUCUUUGUACAGACUUAGUACUUACCUAAACUUUCAUCUUUUACUUUGUUGUCUUUAAUGAGUAUAUGCUGUUUUCCUACAUGUUCACACAAGCAACGGGUAUCAAUGUUAACUUUUUCUUUUAGUUUAGUUAAAAAAAACUCUUUGAAGAAAGCAAGGGAUUAUAUUGUUCCCUUACACUUUCUUACAGGUCAGGGGCUUUAUCUAUGAAAAAGUAGUAAAUAGUUAUUUGUAAUCUGUAUGAAGCAGCAGCCAGUCUUAAAGCAGUCCAUUCUGGCUAAGGGUUAGACAGUGAAUACUAAAACCGUGUUCUGGCUGCUCCUAGUUUUAUCUUAAUCCAAAUUACUAGAUAAUAGGAUUCAAGAACUUUAACAUGUUGUUUGGUGUAUUGGUAAUCGUUUAAAGUAAAACUUUGUCAUGCAUUUC